Messenger RNA from Phalacrocorax carbo (great cormorant), 3187 nucleotides. The record is from RefSeq and is a predicted model, not a curated record. Lineage: Eukaryota; Metazoa; Chordata; Aves; Suliformes; Phalacrocoracidae.
GGCAGACGGUGCGCCAUGGGCGGGAUCAGCCUCCACCACUAUAAAUAGGGCUGACGUUGAGCCGCCCCAGCAAACUGAAAGCUGAACCUUGGAACGUGGAGGAGGGUCUGUGGUCCGGAGCGGUGUGAGCGGUGCUGAGGAGGAGGCGUGGUGUGGGUGUCCUGUGCUGGGAAGCCCAACAGCAUGUGCUCAAUGCCAAUGCAGUGCCUGUAGGACUCCGGCACAACCAGGACAUCGACCACAGCUCUGGGGCAGGCCGCUAAGGGCUCCCCAGCAGGCACCGGGUGAUGGCAGGAACUCAGGUGGGGCUCCCAGGACCCUUCCCAGAGCCCCCAGUUGGGCCAUGCCCCGUCUCUGACUCCGACUCGGACUCUGAGGAUGCAGCUGUGGGUGGCACAGGACCUGGCGCUGGGGCGCAGAACCCCUCCCAGGUCAUCCACAGCGGCCACUUCAUGGUGUCGUCCCCACACUGCGACGCAUUACCCCGCCGGCGCCACGGCCACACCGAACCUGAACCGGCUGAUCCCCGGAGCAUCGACCCGACCCUCACCCAGCUCUUUGAGUGCAUGAGCCUGGAGUAUAGUGGGAAGCUGGUAUCUCCAAAGUGGAAGAAUUUCAAGGGCCUGCGGCUGCUUUGCCGGGAUAAAAUCCGUCUCAACAACGCCAUCUGGAGAGGGUGGUACAUCCAGUAUGUGGAGCGGAGAAAGAACCCUGUGUGUAGCUUCAUCACCCCACUGGAGGGGUCAGAGGCUGAUGAGCACCGAAAACCAGAGGCUGUCGUGCUGGAGGGCAACUACUGGAAGCGCCGCAUUGAAGUGGUGAUGAGGGAGUACCACAAGUGGAGGAUCUACUACAAGAAGCGGCUCCGAAAGUCAACCCGGGAGGGAGAGCUCUCCAGUCCAAAGCAGGAUGAGGAUGCCUGGAGGCCAAUGGAGAAAUGGUGCAACCAGCUCUUCUGCAAUGUGGUGCCUAUGCUGCUUGGGGAUGAGGAAGAGGAGCCAGGGGGUAGGCAGCACUUUGACUUGGACACCUUCCUCUCAGACAUCUCUGACACCCUCUUCACCAUGACACAGACACCGAGCACCCACCAGGGAUUCCCCAAGGAUGCAUAUGUUGGGAAUGCUGACAUGAUACAGCCAGACUUGGCACCCCUGCAACCCAGCCUGGAUGAUAUGGACAUCUCAGAUAUCUUCACCAGCCACCGGCCACCACCAUUGCAGAUGCAGCCAGGCUACCAGGAGCCGCCCUGCUUCGUGCCCAUGGCUGAGCCCCUGUUUGGUGGCGGGGGGUCCCUGAUGGGCACGCGGGGGCUGCCCGCCAGCCCCGAGGCCCCGCUGCCUCCUGGCACCCUCCUCCAGGUGAGCCGGACCCCAGCCCGCAUCCUGCGGCUGCCGGUGACCCGACCACCCAUCUUGACCCUCCUGUGUCUCCCACAGCCCGGUGGUGCCUCCCAGCUUGGCCUCCACGGCGCCUUCCUGGGCCCUGAGCUCCCCUCGGCCCCCCUGUCCCCUGACCCCCCUGCCACAGCACCCAGCGGCCUCAGCACCCAGCUCCGACACAAGCCCCUGCUGCAGUAUGGCCUCCCUGGCAAGUGCCACAGCCCAGAGCCUCCGGGACCCCCCUAUGCCCCCCCCAUCCAGUCCCCCAGGGCACCACUUCUGGGCCCAGACCCCCAGUUCUCCCCUGCCUCAGCCCCCCGGUCUAAGUUCCCCUAUGCUGGCUCACCUGGCCCCUCGCUCCUCGCCCACCCUGCCUCCGCCCUCUCGGCACCCUGCUUCACCACCCACACCCCUGCGCUGGGCUAUGCCGCAGGCAUGGUGCCUCCGGCACCCCCGCCGCUCCUGCCCCCCAUCCUGCUGGGCGACCCCAGGUUUGCUCCCCCAAAGGGGCUAUGCAAGAGCGGGGCUGGGCGGCUGAAGGCAAAACCCAGCAGCACCAAGGUGAAGAGGCUGCCGGGACCCACCACGCCACCCCACCUGGCCAUGCCCAACCCCUGCCUGAGCCAGCUGCUGACCACAGCUGAGCAGAAGCCCACCCUGGAUGCCCCACACCCAAUGGGUUCAGGACUCAUGCCUGCAUCCCCUGUCUCCCCGCAGAGCACUGUCCUCGAUGUCCCUGCCACCUUCCUCUCCAGAAUGGCUCAGCUGAGCCCAGGACUGGCUUCUGGAUCCAGCCCUUCCCAAGCAGUGCCAGUGCCAGUGCUGCUGGCAGGUACCCAGCCAGGCCCAGGGCUGCUCCCCAAGGCAGAGCGUCUGUCCCCCACAUCGGGUUGUGGCAGCGACUGGCCCAAGCCCAGCCGGGCUUCCCCAGGACCCACUGUGAGGCUGGGUGCUGGCAUCUCCCUGCACCACCCUGUGUCCCGGCAGGGCAGGCCUGAGUCCAGCAAGACGGAGAGCCGACGCAUUACACACAUCUCUGCCGAGCAGAAGAGACGCUUCAACAUCAAGCUGGGCUUUGACACGCUGCAAAGCCUGGUGAGCACGCUGAGUGCCCAGCCCAGCGUCAAGGUCAGCAAGGCCACCACCUUGCAGAAGACAGCCGAGUACAUCUGCAAGCUGCAGCAGGAGCGGGCGGCCCUGCAGGAUGAGGCGCAGCGGCUGCGGGAGCAGAUCAAGGAGCUCAAUGGCUCCAUCAACCUGUGCCAGGAGCAGCUGCCGGCCACGGGGGUGCCCAUCACACACCAGCGCUUUGACCAGAUGCGCAGCAUGUUCGAUGAGUAUGUCCACUCCUCCACGCUGCAGAACUGGAAGUUCUGGAUCUUCAGUAUCAUCAUCCGGCCCCUCUUUGAGUCUUUCAACGGCAUGGUCUCCACGGCCAGCAUGGAGAGCCUCACCCAGACGUCUCUCGCCUGGCUGGACCAGCACUGUUCCCUCCCAGCGCUUCGGCCAACCGUCCUGAACUCCCUCCGGCAGCUAAGCAUUUCCACCUCCAUCCUGAGUGACCCAGCCUGCAUUCCCGAGCAGGCAACAAGGGCAGUGGCGGGGAUGGGCCGUGGUGGUUCCUCCUCCUAGCUGCCCCUGGAGGGGGCAGGGGCAGGGGCUGUUGCAGUGCCCUGGCCCUGCACUCCAGGGCCUGCCGCCCCCCCGAAGUGGCUGGCACAGCAUGGGGCCCUGCCAGUGUGACACUGAGGCUCUGGGAGCUCCUGCUGGGGCCUGGCCCGGCUGCCUGGUAAAGGACUCGCUCUGCC